Molecule: messenger RNA, 3762 nt
Organism: Haemorhous mexicanus (house finch)
Lineage: Eukaryota; Metazoa; Chordata; Aves; Passeriformes; Fringillidae
Gene: USP49
Product: ubiquitin specific peptidase 49
Exons: 7
Coding region: 1388-3421 (677 amino acids)
Biological process (GO): protein deubiquitination
Cellular component (GO): cytoplasm
Molecular function (GO): zinc ion binding; cysteine-type deubiquitinase activity
Source: RefSeq, a predicted model, not a curated record
CCUUUCUCAAACCCCAUCACCUUUCCCAAAUCCCUUCCACCUUUCCCAAACCCUUCACCCUUCCCAGAAUCUUCCCCUUUCCCAAACCCCUCCACCCUUCCCAAACCCCUUCACCCUUCCCAAAAUCUUCAUCCUUCCCCAAAAUCUUUACCCUUCCCAAACCCUUCACCUUUCCCAGAAUCUUCCCCUUUCUCAAACCCUUUCACCCUUCCCAAAUCCCUUCACCUUUCCCAAACCCCUUCACCCUUUCCCAAAAUCUUCCCCUUUCCCAAACCCCAUCACCUUUCCCAAAUCCCUUCCACCUUUCCCAAACCCUUCACUCUUCCCCAAAAUCUUCACCUUUCCCAAACCCCCUCACCCUUUCCCAAAAUCUUCCCCUUUCCCAAAUCCCUUCCACCUUUCCCAAAUCCCUUCACCCUUCCCCAAAAUCUUCCCCUUUCCCAAACCCCCUCACCCUUUCCCAAAAUCUUCCCCUUUCCCAAACCUUCCCCCCCAGACUCUUGUCUAGAAAAAAGCCCCCCUUGAAUUCCAGUGAAAGAAAGAGGACCCUCAUUAGUGUCAAACCCUUAACGAGCCUUUGCUCCUGAGGAUGCUGAGCAAACCCAAAUUGCUGAACAGAGAUUAUUUAAAAAAUGCCACUCAGAGCUGAGGAUAUCUCACUUGUUGGCUGAUGUUCCCCUGUGUGCCCACAAAUUCUCUUCACUUGGGGGUUUUAGGAGGUUUCAGCUCCAGGAUGGAUCAGAUGAGGCUUUUGUGGCUCAGGAGCCAGGGAAUUCCAGCCCAGAGCAGCCCGAGCACCCCAUGAGAACAAAACAGAUGAAAAGGGAGAGGAGGUAAAACUGGAGGUGAGGUUCUGCCCUUUGCCAGGGUCUUUGGGAUGGAAUUUUAGGUGAGCUAAAGCUGAUUAUUUGUCUGUUUGCUGGAAUUGAUAUCCUGGUGUGCUGAGGAAAAUUCAGAUUAAACCCCACUGUUCUGCUGGCUGUGAAAGGAAAAAAAUAAUUCCCUUUUUGCAACAGCAUGAAGGAGUGUCUGUAGUAGGCAGAAAAGAACACAAAGCUGCCAAGUUUAUAUAUUUUUCCUAAUUGUUGUUAAUGAGCUUUUAGCUUGCAAGAUGAUAAUGAGGAGCACGUGAGCUGUUACACCUCCAGCUGGUGACAAAUCAGCUGAAAUCCCUCAGAAAACAGCAAAUUGUUGGGACCCACCUUGGGAUUUUGGAAAGAACACUGGCUAGGGCUUUGAAGCUGCCUGGCAAUGAGGACUUCCCAGUAAUUAAAUUCUCCAGGACAGUGGGAGGAUGAUGGGGCUGCUGCGCGCCCGGGACGCGGCGGGGCCGAGGAGAGGAUGUGUGAGCUGCACCCUGUCGGAGCAGCGACUCCUCCUGUGAGACAUGGAUAGAUGCAAACAUGUGGGGCGGCUACGACUCGCCCAGGACCACUCGAUCCUGAACCCCCAGAAGUGGCAGUGCGUGGACUGCCACACCACCGAGUCCCUCUGGGCCUGCCUCAAGUGCUCCCACGUGGCCUGCGGGCGCUACAUCGAGGAGCACGCCCUGAGGCACUUCCAGGAGACCCGGCACCCCUUGGCCAUGGAAGUGCACGAGCUCUACGUCUUCUGUUACCUCUGCCAGGAUUAUGUCCUCAAUGACAACCCCGAGGGUGACCUGAAGCUGCUGAGGAGCUCCCUGUCGGCCAUCAAGGGGCAGAGGAGCGGGAGGACGCUGCGCUCCAUGGCGCUGGCCGAGGACGCCUGGAGGAGGAGGAGCCCCCAGGGCCAGUCCCAGAUGCUCACGGCGCUGUGGCACCGGCGCCAGGCCCUGCUGGCGAGGGCUCUGCGCACCUGGUUCCACAAGAGCUCCCGGGGACAGCUGAAACUGAAGGAGAAAAAACAGAUGGAGGAGCUGGAGAAGAAGAAGGAGGCGGCUCGGCAGCGGCGGCAGGAGAUGAAGAGGCAGCUCCUGGAGGAGCUGGCCAGCACUCCCCCCAGGAAGAGCGCCAGGCUGCUGUCCCACGUGCACAGGGAGAGCUUGAUCCCAAGGAAAUUCAGGGAGGUGGCCGCAGCUUCCCCUACCUCAAGGCAGGUGCAGAGCAGCAGAUUGAAGCAGUUCUACUCCAUCCGGCGGCAGCCCCUGAUGACGCCCGGGGUGACGGGGCUGAGGAACCUGGGCAACACUUGUUACAUGAACUCCAUCCUGCAGGUGCUCAGCCACCUCCAGAAGUUCCGAGAAUGUUUCUUGACUCUUGAUCUCUGUGAAACAGAAGAACUUUUAGCUAAAACUGUGAACGGGAGGGCCAGGAUGCCUGGCAAGCUGGCGAAUGGGGCCGCUGCUAACGAGCCGGGGAAGCCUGACAAGGUUCAGAGCUCUCCGGCCGGCUUGAACGGGGGCUCCUCCAUCAGCCGCAGCUUGGAGCUGAUCCAGCCCAAGGAGCCCAGCUCCAAGCACAUCUCCCUGUGCCACGAGCUGCACACCCUGUUCAGGGUGAUGUGGUCUGGCAAGUGGGCCCUGGUGUCCCCGUUUGCCAUGCUGCACUCCGUGUGGAGCCUGAUCCCGGCCUUCCGCGGCUACGACCAGCAGGACGCGCAGGAGUUCCUGUGCGAGCUCCUGGACAAGGUGCAGCAGGAGCUCGAGUCCGAGGGCAGCAGGCGCAGGAUCCUCAUCCCCUUCUCGCAGAGGAAGCUCACCAAGCAGGUCCUCAAGGUGGUCAACACCAUUUUCCACGGGCAGUUGCUCAGCCAGGUCACCUGCAGGACGUGCAACUACAAAUCCAACACGGUGGAGCCCUUCUGGGACCUUUCCCUGGAGUUCCCAGAGCGGUACCACGCCCUGGAGAAGGGCAUCCUGCCCGUGCCCCAGGCUGAGUGCCUGCUCACUGAGAUGUUGGCCAAAUUCACCGAGACAGAAGCCCUGGAGGGGAGGAUCUACGCCUGUGACCAGUGCAACAGCAAACGGCGAAAAUCUUCUCCCAAACCUCUUGUUCUGAGUGAAGCUAAAAAGCAGUUGCUGAUCUACAGACUACCUCAGGUCCUCCGGCUGCACCUUAAACGCUUCAGGUGGUCUGAGCGCAAUCACCGCGAGAAGAUCGGGGUCCAUGUCCUCUUUGAGCAGGUAUUAAACAUGGAACCUUACUGCUGCAGGGACUCUCUGCCCUCCCUUGCCACAGAGACCUGUGUCUAUGACCUCUCAGCUGUGGUGAUGCAUCACGGGAAGGGGUUUGGCUCAGGACACUACACAGCCUAUUGCUACAACACGGAGGGAGGUUUUUGGGUGCACUGCAAUGACUCCAAACUGAAUGUAUGUAGCGUGGAGGAGGUGUGCAAGACCCAGGCCUACAUCCUCUUCUACACUCAGAGAACGCUGCAGGACAAAGCAGGAAUCCCAGAAAAACAACUCCAAACUCAGGUGUUUGCCACCCAAAACCAGUGACAAGGACACAAAAGUGACAUUCCCACCAGGGGAAACACUCCCAGCUGCUUUUGGGAACUUCUGGGGUUCAUCUUCCCCUGAUUUGGGGGGAAACUGCAGGAAUGGGAUCGGGGCAGGGAUAAGAGCGGGAAUGGGAUUGGGGCAGGGCAGGGAUGGGAUUGGGGCAGGGAUGGGAUCAGGGAUCAGGGCAGGGAUGGGAUCAGGGAUCAGGGCAGGAGUGGGAUCAGGGAUCAGGGCAGGGAUGGGAUCAGGGAUCAGGGCAGGAAUGGGAUCAGGGAUCAGGGCAGUGAUGGGAUCAGGGAUCAGGGCAGGGAUGGGAUCAGGGAUCAGGGCAGGGAUGG